UUUUUUUUUUCUUUUCUUUUUAUGUUAGUGUCUCGCGAAAAUGACAAAUUCACAACAUCCACAUUCAAAAGAUGACAUUUUAUCAUCAUUAGGGAUACAUGAUAUCAUGCAAACCAAAGAAAUCCAAGAUCUGAUGAUAAAAGCUGCUCAAUCCUUAGGCGAACUACCAUACAAUCAUUGUCAAUUACAGAAAGUGGAGGAAGAAGAAGACGAUAUUGACAAUGUCUAUUCUCCAUUAGAUAUAUUGCAAUUAGCACCAUCCCCGUCAGCAACUUCAUCAGCAACUAUUGAUGAUCAUAGCCACUGUAUCGAAAAUGAAAACGACGAUAUAUCAACAACACAUUUUCAAUCAUUAGCAAUACAACAGAUCAAUCAAAUGAAAUCAACUAUAUGUAAUUCAAAUCUGUUACCUGCUGGAUUUUACGAUACCUAUAUAACCUCAUGCCAUAUGAUGCGAACUAUACAGCAACCUCUAUGGACUCUUCAAGAAAACCAACCAUCAUGCAUGUCGAUGAACUCUCCGUGGCGAUUAUCCCAGAAAAUGAAUUUGCUACCCAUGAUCAAUGUACCUACUAUUUCAAAUGUCAAUGAGAAUGUUCUCUCUCUUCUUUCUAAAGAUCGCGUUCAGUUAUGUCCGGAGACAAAAAUGGAUUUGAUCAAGCUCUCUCAAUGCUUCUGUACAGACUCUAUAUAUGAUACCAAGACUCCCGAUCUACCUAUUCCAGCACUUGAAUUUGAUACCAUACAGCCAAUCAGACGACUUUACAAUGCAACAAUCGAUGGAAACGUACCUGUACAGCAUGAAGAACAACAUCAGCAAUUAACACAUGAUGAUGACCAUGGCUACUUUGAUUUUGACGUUAUAUCAUCAUAUGUGUACGAUACAACAAUAAAUAUACCUUCUAUCUCAUCUAAUGACAAAGACGAUAACAUCAACAAGAACCACAAUAGUAUCAAUUUUGGAGAUGACCCUCAUAUUGGUGCCAAAUGUGAUGACAUCGCUUUUACCACCAAAUCCAUCCAAACAACUCCAGCCACAGCAUUAACAUCGACAUCGUCAAACCAUUUUGAUGCACAACAGGAAACUAAAACAGCAUAUACAACCCCGCCCGUAUUUAGUCACUACUGGUCUUCAUCAUCUACUAAAGCAAAAGUACCUUCAUCUGUCCAACCUUGUCCUACUUUACCAUCAAUAUCACCAUCAAUUUUAUCAUCAACAGUAUCGUCACCCAACUUAUCAUUUCAACGAUCAUCAUCUACAGUCUCACUAGCCAAUUCUCUAUUUCAACCAUCACGCAAUGUAUCUUCUCCCGUUCAAUCACCACCAUCCUGUCUUACCAUCAACUUUGGAUCGACUACUUCGAAACAAGUACCAUUACCAAUGUCGUCAUCAUCAUAUAUCCAAAAUGCAAGUGUGGAUCCUGUAAUUAAUGAUGAAGAAGAUACGAUAUCUUUCAAGUCUCUCUCUUUGUUUGAUGAACGUCCAGUGAAUCUGGUAGAGGCUGAAUCAAAUAAAGAUAUCCAGUGCCAUAUGAAAGAAUCAAGUUCCGAGGAUAACAACAGGAUCAAUAACAGCAACAGUUCAACAUUCCAUGGAAAAGCGUUGAAGAUCACUGAGGAUAAACGAGAUCAUCUACUUCCACAGUAUCAUAAAGAUACAAAGACAUCCAGUUUUCCAACUAGUGAUACUUUACCUGAUCAUCAUCCAUCAUUGAUUGCGGAAAACGUUGUAGCGUCCUCGAAGACAUCAUCUAACCCAAUGGCACCAUCAACAGUAACAUCAGCAGCAGCAAAAAUGGCGCAUGACAUGACGAUAGCAUUUCAAGAGGCAAAAUCAUCUUCAUCGGCAAAAACUCCUUUAUUUUCUGCUGGGGAGAAUUUGAUAGACUUUUUGGCAACGCGACAAUGGCAACCAUCCUCAUCUUUCACCAUGGUUAAUUCUAGUGGGUUGCAUUCUAACAACAACAAAUCAACUAAACGAUCAUGGUGCGAACUAGACGAUCCUCGAUACUUGCAAUCAAGAAAGAAGGAACAAUGGAAAUGGGCCAAGAAAAAAACUGGAUGAUUACACGUACGGUGGAUUGUUCUUUUUAUGGCGUAGUAGUAGUAAUAUAUAUUUUUUUUUAUCAAUCAGUUUAUUUUUAAUAAAGAAUGUUGAUAAUACAAAUGAU
Molecule: messenger RNA, 2171 nt
Organism: Halteromyces radiatus
Lineage: Eukaryota; Fungi; Mucoromycota; Mucoromycetes; Mucorales; Cunninghamellaceae
Exons: 7
Coding region: 41-2065 (674 amino acids)
Source: RefSeq, a predicted model, not a curated record